CUGUCUCAAAAAAAUAAACCAAAAAACAUUGAUAGAGGUAUGUCAGAGGAGCACAGAAACCAACUGAAAGAGUGCCCAGUGGCCAAAGCUGGAACAAUUUGAAUAAGCAAUUAAAGUAGUGUUGAAUUAAAAUACAAAAUGUAAAAUAAAUAUCCAUGCAGCCAUACCGAUAAAUAAAUUACUAAAUGUGCAGAAGAGACAUCUUCCAUGCAGAAGAAUUGCACAUAAUUUAUAUAGAUACUCCACCUUCAAGGACUUCCUUCCAAAGAGUAUAUAGUACAGGAAUGUGGGGUGGAGAGGAGAGCAACUUUAUGGUGGAAAAACCUGGCACACACUACUCAGCCAGGUGAAAAGCCCAGCGUCAAUGGCAUUAAAUCAUGUUGAUAGACAGUAGGUGUGCUUGAUGUGAUGUGAUUAGAAUGGCACUUUACCCAUGUGGUCUUCUUCCAAAUAACCCAUAACCCCAGUCUUAAAAAGAGAAGAACAUCAGACAAAUACCAAUUAUGGCACAUUUUAUAAAAUAUCUGACCAGUAACCCUCAAAACUGUCAUGGUCAUCAAAAGCAAAUUAAAUCCAGGAACUGUCACAGCCAGGUGGAGCCUAAAACGGCGUGAUGACUAAAUGUAAUGUGGAGUCCUGGAUCACACCCUGGAACAGAAAAAGUAGAUUACAUAAAAGCUAAGGAAACAUAAAUAAACCAUGGAUGUCAGUUCAUAAUCUUUCAUCAAUAGUGGUUUAUUAAUUGUUACUUAUAUAUCAUACUAAACGUGAGAAGUUAAUAAUAGGCAAGAUUGGGUGUAAAAUAUAUGUAGAAAAUCUUCUCAAUUUUUCUGCAAAUCUGUAACUGUUCUGAAAAAUCAAGUCAAUUUAAAUGUUCAAAUGCCUAAACAGAAAAAAUAAAAUUCAUGGACAGAAAGCCAGGCGAGGGAUUUUAAAGGAAAAUUAUAAAGCAUUUUGUUAAGACCUUUCAAAAUUCUACACAGAUCACAUCUUAAGCAGAACACAUGUAACUGUUUAGUUGAAAAAUGGAACUAGCAGCUUAACCAAGAAUGUGACACUUCUAAAUACAUUCAAAUUGAGUCAUUAUUACUUUUCAUCUAUGGAGUAUUUUGUUUUUCCAAAAUUCUUUGAAAUUUCUGACUCCAAGAUGGCAAAGUUUUACCGUUAUUUUGAAGCUAAUGCCAUGUCUAUAGUUUGGACAGCCGUCUUGACUCAUCUGUCUAAUCUAAAUGUACAGUUCAAUCCGGAAACCAGCCAUCAGCUGUCAGAAUGGUAAAACAGUUAUAUGUAAUUUUCAAAGCCAGAGAUUCAGUCCUGUGGUGAGACUUCUGAGUUUCACUGUUGUCCACAGUUCUGCCUCUCAGAACUCAUGCCUUACUUGGUAUUCUCCCAUGGAAAGCUUUGUCGGGGAAUUAUAGGGUCAUAUUUUCAAGUCUUGGAACUUGUCUACAGUUACCUUUCUAAAAAACAAAAAAAUUCCUUUAAAAGCAUUUUUUUAAAAGGAAUUAUGCAAAGGUUGCCAAAAAGAAAGAACUUUGGGGUUUUUGCACUGAGUCAAGUUGUACACAUUGCAGAAUAUUCCCCUCAGUCCAGGGCAUCAUUUUAUUCCCACCCUCCACUUCCUAUAUCCACAAAUUCAGGUGUGUUUGGAUCUCCUGAUAGCCAAGGGAAUUAUAAAAGGAAAGGGGAAGGCACUGACUACUGGAACAAGCAAUCUAGAAAUGGCGCCCUUGGAUUUCUUGCUCUCUCCCAGCAUUCCCCCCGUCCAGGACAGAGGGGGACACAUCCGGUCACUCUCCCUGGUGCUCUUGCCAGGCCAGCACCGGAGGCCCCCAUGGCCAGGGCUCACAUGCGGCCAGGAACCCACCACCUUCCUUCAGGAAGACGAUCAGCCCUUUCAGGGGAAACCAAAAGGCUAGCGUAUUUUGAAAGCCAGCAGGGGAAAUGUCUGCCAGUUAUUUAGCCCUGGGAGUCUGAGAAUAUGAUGGUUUCAUUUUCUGAACCAAGAAUUAGGGCAUACCGUCUGACAACAUGACCGAAUAGACUGCAUGUGAACUUGAGACAGUCCCCGGAAGUUCAGGGUGAGCGGUCAUGGUCGCUGCAGGAUCCGGAAACGUAAGCCAAGACAUGGGUCGUGCUGGUUUGAUGGUGGCACCCUCCACAGAGGUGCAUGGGGACAUCGGGGGUGCAGCGCCAUCGAGGGCCCUUCCUCAGCAGUCCAGAGGGUAGCCACAGCAGGAGUUGACCUGAUGACAGGAGAGCCCCAGGCUGCUGAACCCCAAGUCCCCGAUGAACACCCCCUGGUGCUCAAAACUCUCCAUCUCUCCCUUUCCCCCUCUUUCCUUGUGGAGUCCGAAGUGCCCAGAGCCCAGACAUUACUCCCCCUGGCUCAUCUCCUCUUUACCUGUGUCCCAGGAACACCCAAAACAAGUGCAGGGACCCCUGCAGGGACACAGCCAUUUCUGUAAGCACAGGGUUUACCCCUGUGUGAAGCAAGCAGCAAGAGAUCUUAUCACAUGCCUCUGACCGGUUAGAGAGGAGAGGCGAGUCAAAGAAGGUGCAGUGAGGAAGUAUAAUGUCACAUGCAACAUUUACAGGAAGCUGGCCAGAAGACAGCAGGGGAACUUGAGCACUGGGUCGUUUUCUGCCGAUUAAGACAACACAGAUACUUCUUUCUCAGAGUUAACGUGGUGUAUGUUGCAAAUAUAAAUCUGAACCUUCCAGAUGGGCCAAGAAAAAAUCAUGAAUAUUUUCAGAUCAUUCUCUACGUAACUCAAGCAAAGGAGGAAGGAACAAACAACAAAUUAAUCAGACAGGAAGCGAAUACCCACAGAAGGACGUCUGCCUCUGACUCAGUAUGUCACAGUUAACAAGAGGCCAGAGCUUGUCCAAAAUGGCUGUCCGAAAACGACCCCACGUUUGCGUUAGAAGAUGAUGCCUUUCUCAGGGACAGUGUUCUCUCCUGGCUCUUGUCUCGCUUGCUCUCUGUUGGCCUGUGUCCCCGAUCAUGGCUUCCUACAAUACCCUUUAACGAUUUAUCAGCAAGACUGUUGAAAGCGUAACAGUCCAAGAUGCCCGUCCCUCCCCCUCCGGCACCCCCACCGCCCCCUACACUGGCAUUGGCCAAUACAGAGAAGCCCACCUUGAAUAAGACAGAGCAGGCUGGGAGAAAUGCCCUCCUCUCCGAUAUCAGCAAAGGGAAGAAACUGAAGAAGACAGUCACCAAUGACAGAAGUGCACCGAUAUUGGACAAACCUAAAGGAGCCAGUGCUGGUGGUGGCGGCGGUGGCUUUGGUGGAGGAGGUGGCUUUGGCGGAGGAGGUGGCAGCUCUGGCGGCGGUGGUGGUGGAAGUUUUGGAGGAGGUGGACCUCCAGGUUUGGGAGGACUGUUCCAGGCUGGAAUGCCAAAGCUGAGAUCCACGGCCAACAGGGAUAAUGACUCGGGAGGAAGCCGACCACCAGUUCUGCCACCGGGAGGAAGAGCCAUGUCCGCCAAACCCUUCUCGCCCCCUGGCGGCCCGGGGCGGUUUCCCGUGCCUUCUGCGGGCCACAGGAGCGGCCCCCCGGAGCCGCAGCGGAGCCGAAUGCCUCCCCCGAGGCCCGACGCGGGCUCCAAGCCCGACGGCAUCCCCCCGCCAGUGCCUAACACGCCGAGGCCCGGCCAAUCAAGCCUGCACAACCGGGGGUCCCCCGCAGUGCCCGGCGUCCCCAGGCAGCCCAGCCCUGGGCCUGCUCCUCCGCCGUUCCCCGGAAGCCGAGGCGCAGCUUUCGGAGGGGGCUCCAUCCGCCAGGCUGCCUCGGGCUCCUCCUCGCCCUUCUCCAACAGGCCCCCGCUGCCCCCGACCCCGAGCAGGGCCGUGGAUGACAAGCCGCCGCCGCCGCCGCCCCCGAUGGGCAACAGGCCCUCCGUGCACAGGGACGCGGUGCCGCCUCCCCCGCCCCAGAACAGCAAGCCCCCGGUGCCUUCCGCCCCGCGGCCUUCCUCCUCGCAGGCCCCGCCGCCCCCGCCGCCGCCCUGCAGGCCUGGCCCUCUCCCCGCGCCUCCGGGGUCCGGCGGCAACGACGAAAUCCCAAGGCUGCCGCAGCGGAAUGUGUCCCUCACCUCGUCCGCACCGCCCUUGCCUUCCCCGGGACGGUCGGGUCCGCUCCCUCCGCCGCCCAACGAGAGACCCCCUCCUCCCGUGAGGGACCCGCCUGGCAGAUCAGGCCCCCUCCCACCGCCUCCUCCAAUAAGCAGAAAUGGCAGCACGUCGAGGGCGCUGCCCGCCACCCCGCAGCUGCCGUCCAGGAGUGGAGUGGACAGUCCCAGGAGCGGGCCCAGGCCCCCCCUCCCUCCCGACAGGCCUGGUGCUGGGGCCCCUCCCCCGCCCCCACCGGCAACAUCAAUUAGAAAUGGCUUCCAAGACUCUCCCUGUGAAGAUGAGUGGGAAAACAGAUUCUACUUCCAUCCGAUUUCUGAUUUGCCACCUCCAGAGCCAUAUGUACCAACGGCCAAAAGUUAUCCCAGUAAAUUGGCAAGAAAUGAAAGCCGCAGUGGAUCCAACCGAAGAGAAAGGGGUGCACCACCACUUCCUCCCAUUCCGAGGUGAUCUCUGCCUGCUCCUCUCUGCGCAAGCUGCAGAGCUGCUCCUGCCGUUGCUAUCGAGAAUUGCACACCCUCCGCCCCCUUUCUCCCUUGUCCCCUUCAUAUUGGCAGGAGGGAGGAGUGGGGGUGAGUGGGGAUAUGCAUGUACAGGGGUGGGAAUCCAGUAGAGAAAUGCACCUAGCUUUUUAUAUUGUGUAUAUUCCGAGAGCAAUUGCUUGCUUCAGCUACAGCCUGCCUGUGCUGGCUGCUGGGGGGUUGAUAGGCUUUUGUGGCAAGUAGGCAGAGAUGAAUUGUAUCCCAGCUUUCGAUCAACCAAAUUGGAACAUUCACUGCUUAUUUGCUACAGACUGCAAUUAUUAAAAUCCCUGAGAGUUGUCUUCUUCCAUGCCUUUUUCCGCAUGCUUGGCCUCCUGUCUGUUUCCAUAAACCACAGACCACCUAAGCACGUUGCUGAAUAAAGGCUCACAUGAAAACUUGUGCAGUUACAGGAUGUCCAAGCUUUGGCAGUCAGAGGUACCUAUGCUCUAGGACAGAGCUGUCCAGGAGAAAUAUAAUGUGAGCCCAUAUACAACUUUAAAAUUUCUGGUAGCCAUGCUUUUUAUAAAAAGGUGCAAAGAAAUAGGUGAAAUUAGUUGUAUUUUAUUUAACCCUAUGCAUCUAAGACAUUAUCAUUUCAACCUGUAAUCAAUAUAAAAAAUAUUAAUGAGAUAUUUUACAUUCUUUUUUUGGUACUAAAUCUUCAAAAUCCAAUGUGCAUUUUACACUUACAGCACAUCUCCAUGAAAAUGUGACUAGUCAUGUUUUAUAUGCUCAGUAGCCACAUGUAGCUGGUGGUUACCAUAUUGGACAGCACAAAGGUUUGAUGCAAACACCUCUUAUUUUUGCAUUAAACAAAAAAGGCAUGUUGAGCUUGAGCAAUUCAAGCAGAGACUAAAAAUAAAGUUAGGACCCAACACCUUGUUUGACAGGCAGCUUGACCUUAAAUUUUGCUCCCAUAUUUUCCCUCUUCCCUUAAUGUCUGUGUACAAGUGUUGCUUCACAGUCCCAAGGUCACAAAUCGAUCUAGAACAGUUUACAGUCAUGUGGAAUAAAGCCAUUGGAAGGAAACUGAAAGCCUGUUGGGGCUUCCCGGCUCAGAACCACUUGGUUCGUGCGCUGACUUGUCAGUUGGACUCCAGCCUUCACUUCUCUCCAGCUCAGCAAGCCCCUGGGCUGGGAGAGGAUAGCAAGGCUUUGCAGGAGGGGGAGAAAGUCAGAGAAAGGUAUCAAAUCAGAAACAUGGAAGAAGGGAACAGACUUGAGUUGAUGGGCAAUCCUCUAAAACUCUAAAUCCGAUGUUUACAGGGUUGAGUGUUGAAUUAGGGUGAUUGCUAGUGGGCAUUGGAGGGAAUUUGUUUUGAGGCUAUCUAGGAGAAUCAUGUGUCUUGGAUCUAUGCAAAUAAAGUUCUGCUAAAGGACCAUAGGGAAGAGCCAGCCUUGCCUUUUUUUAUAUGAUUUUGUUUACAAAAUUUUACUGGGACUUUUAAAUCUAGCUGUAGAGUUGGGAAAAAAUAUUUCCACUUAGAUGUUUUAUGCGGUUGAUUAUGUUUAAAAUUACCAUUACUUAAUUUUUAAAAGCACAUGACCAUAUAUAUAUGUAUAUCUACCUAAACUUUGUAUCAUGGUUUCAGUGUAUUAUUCGUGUAUUACUGGGAGAUGCUAACAAGAAAUCAAUCCAAAGAAAAAUUUGAAAGAUGCAUUCCUAUUUAUAGAAUAAAUAAUUGUUUCAUUUAUAUAAAAGCAAACAAACUCAGAGUUCUAAUAAAUGGGAUGUCUAAUAAAUUAUGAAGUUACUGAUUUGAAUAUAUUGUAUUUUUAUAACUUUCCUUACCAAAGUCCUGGGCUCAGUACAUUAGAAAACUUGUUGUUUCCCCUCUCCUUUGCCAUUCAUCUACCUUCCAUACAGUCAUUUGGGGCUCUUCACCCCAAGAAAAUCAAGAAAUAUAAAGGUGUAACAAGCUUGGCAAAAUAUUUUGAAAAUUUUUUUUUAAAUCUCUAGCAUUUUGAUAAUUUAGCAGCAUCAUUUUAUUUUUGAUUCUUUGAUCUGACAUCAACAGUAAUAAAAAAUCUCUAUGAUCAAGCCUAAUGACCCACUUCACAAAAGAUGCAGUUUGGCCUUACUAGCAAAUAUGGUGGAGAAAAGUCCGACCCAAAGAAAGCUCUGAAUUUUAUAAGGGGUAGUAAGAAGUGGACAACUUCCUUCUGUAUCUCCACUUUGCAGGUACCAUUCUAAAGUUUGAAACAGGGUCACAGGUUAAAGUUGCCAUUUAUCCAGAAUAGAGAUGUUUUAGAAUGUAUCUUUUAAGUGAAUAUUUCAUUAAUACACCUACACUCUUUCUCUCAAAGUUAGAAACCUAAUUACAUCUUAAACUUUGAAUAAGUUCUAUGCUAAAAUCUUCAACUAUAGCAAAUCACAGAAAUGAGUGUUUUCUUCCUUGAAAUCAGAGCUUAUGUGUGUGUUCUUUUCCAUAAAAUUUCCAGAUAAAUAUAUUCAAGAUGCAAUACAGUAUUUUAACAUUCACAUAUCAUUUUAUAUUGAAAUGUAUUACAGUAUUAAAAUUCAGUGUUCAGUAUUUAUUUCACUAUGCAUUUUAUUUAGUAAAAGCUAAGAAAAAUGUUUAAUCCAAUGGUGCCUUUGUGAUUUGAAAGAAAUCAACUUUUUAUGUCUAAGUAGCAGAUUAUUUGCAUAUUUGUAAAAACUGUUAGGUCUUUAUAUUUUAACUUGUAAUACCAAUUUUGUUAUUUUAGUAGCAGAAAUGGAGUGAUUGUUAAAGUGCCCAGAAAAUUUUUGGCAUGAAAUUAAUUUUUCCUUCUUUAUAGUCAGGGACUAUAGAGGAAGAAAAAAAAUGUUUUCAUACCAUUGCACUAUGUAAACAGACACAUUUUGGUAUGUAUGUCAUCAGGACAGUGUAAAUGGUAGGGUAGAGUCUACCCUAGACAUCUGCGUCUUUGUAAGUUAGCCAGAAAAUAAAUAAAAGCAGAAUGAUACCGUGUCAA
Messenger RNA from Microcebus murinus (gray mouse lemur), 7621 nucleotides. The record is from RefSeq and is a predicted model, not a curated record. Lineage: Eukaryota; Metazoa; Chordata; Mammalia; Primates; Cheirogaleidae.